AUAGAUAGAUAGAUCUUUAUAUACACAUUCACAUACAUAUAUAGCAUUUAUAUACAUACUUAUAUAUACACAGACCAACAUAUAUAUAUAUAUAUAUACACACGCAUAUACAAAUAUAUAUAUAUAUAUAUAUACAUACAUACAUACAUACGCAUAUAUAUACAUACACACGCAUAUGUAUACAUUUACAGAUACAUACAUAUUUACAAGACUAUAAACUACCCACAUCUACCUACCCCCCUAAUAUUAUAUAUAUGUAUACAUGUACACAUAUAUAUCACCUUAUUUCUCUUGACACCAGAAAUGACAGAUUAUGACGCCCACCUUGCUGAAAGACAGAGUCUCCUCACACGAUUACUUGACGCUGUUAAACAGUGUCAAGUUCGAUUUGGUGGACGGCGGGAACUGGCCACAGAUGGGGACAGCCGUGUAUCAUGUUUGUGUGCAGCCUGGGAGGCGGUGUUGCAGUAUGGAUUGCGUUACAGCAAUAAAGCUUUUUCUGCCCUCAAGCAGGUGUCAGAAAUCACAGGUUUACGCAAGGUGACAAGGUUUGUGGACAUGGAACCCUAUCCAGCCUUCUGGCAGAACAUUAAAGAACAUCUGACCAAACAUGAGGUGCAACGUUUCCUGCUGCUGAAGAGUAUCAACACAGAUAUGGGCCGGGGUCGUGCCUGGUUACGGGCUUCCCUCAAUGAACGCAGCCUGGAGCGUUAUAUGCACAUGAUUAUCGAGAAAGAUGACAUUUUAAGUCAAUAUUAUGAAGAUUGGUCCUUUCUUAGAGAUCAAGAACGAAGCAGUAUGCUACCCAAUAUGGCAGCAGGGCUUGGUUCAAUAUUGUUUGCCUUGAUAAUUGACAAUCCUGAAAUAAAUUCCCCCCUCAGUUCGGGGAUACCACAAGCAAUCACUGGGGAAAAGGUAAAACCUGAAAAUAAAGCAGACAUCAAACCAAUCAUAUCAACCAAUAAACCAACCGUUUGCGAAAGGAAGCGAGACCGAAAGAAAAAGAAGAAACUGCCUAAUAUAGUGACGUUCAGUGAUGAUGAUGAUCAAAUCAGCUCCAUCAGUUCGUCCCCCUGUUCCAUACAGAACGACUCCUUUGACCUCCCCGCCAGAUCCAGUUUAGACUCUCCCAGCUACUUAACAACCAGAGACAGGCUACAGAUGAAUGGCUACGGACAGUCAGACUCAACUAUUACAAACUUGGGCUCAGCUUCGGGCCUUGAUGGCUCCACAGAGGACAAAUCGAGCCCAAAGUCUUCGGGGAGACUCAACAACAACAAUAGUCAGAGCAAAGACAGUUCAUCAAAGGAGAAAUCAAAAACUGCUUCACCUUAUCAUAGCGAUGAGACUGGUCUUGAGUUCAAAUUUGGCAGGAAGCCUCUCUUAAAGGCAACGGACUCACAGUCGUCUUUUCUAUCGGAUGAUAUGGUGAUAGAUGAUAACUACUCUGCCCCACUCUCAUCGAUUCACAGAAGACUUAGUCAAGGAUCUGGGAGUUCUUUAGAGAUGGACAGCAAUUACUGUAAAGAUCUGUUGAUUCCAGUUACUCUGAGUGGAGUUGGUGCACAAACAAAUAAACAAGAAUCUAGUCAGCAAGACGAUUACAAAAUCUAUUCUAAUUCUGAUGUGGCAUCAGCAGCUUUUGCAUUAGCUCAGGCCCAGAAGAGCAACAACAACAACAACAGCAGUAGCAGUGGUUGUAGCAGUGGUAGCAGCAGCAGCAGUAGCAAUAUCAACAACAGCUGCCAAAGUUACAGGACUGAAGGUGAUGGUGGUAAUGUACAGCAAGACACGCACAAUGAAAUGACUACUAGUGAACUAAAGAAAGCUAUAGUGACAAUGAUGGUUCGCAAAGACCACGUGGAAGAACAAAACAGAUCAUUACAACAGCUACUUUCACAAGAGAAAGAAACUUGUCUAUCUGUCCGAGCUGAAGUCAGUGACCUAGAGAAAAAGAUGGCUGUUUUACAGGAGAAGGACAACAGUAAAAUACAGUCACUUCAGAAAGAGAACGAACUACUGAGACACCAGCUAAAGAAAUAUGUCAAUGCAGUUCAGUUGCUGAGGAAGGAAGGCACCAAGGCAGAAGGAUCCCUCGGCAUCCACUUAGACGAGUUACAGCCAGUUAUUCCACCACCAAAGUCGAGCAUAGAUUACAGUCAUGAAGCUUCAGAAUAUGAGAAGAAAUUGAUUCAAGUAGCUGAAAUGCAUGGUGAGCUGAUAGAGUUCAAUGAAGCUUUACAUCGAACCAUCCAGUUGAAAGAUGCCCUCAUCAAACAGCUACGGCAGGAACUGAUUAGUCUACAUGGACCGUUACCGGAUGAAGGGCCUUCUUAUAGUGAUUGUGUCUCCUUAGAUGUAGACAAUCUAACCAUCACACCCAGAAACCUUGUACAUGUUUGGAUUCCAUCUGCAUUUUUACGUGGCUUAUCAUCAGAUACUUAUCAUGUUUACCAGGUCUACAUCAGAAUUCAAGAUGAAGAAUGGAAUGUGUAUAGACGUUAUCGGCAAUUUUAUGUGUUCUACUCCAAACUGAAGAAAAAAUAUCCCAUUUUGGGCCAAUUUAAUUUUCCAUCUAAAGUUAGGGUCGGUUACAAGGACCCGCGUGUUGUUGAGACAAGACGGAUGCGGUUUCAAGCCUUCCUUCGAAAGGUUAUAAGCUGUGUGAUUGAAAACUCAACAGAGAUUACAGGAACCAUCACCAAACAGACUGUGUUACAGUAUCUGCCAUUCUUUGGGUAAGAAAGAACUAUUGUUGU
Octopus bimaculoides (California two-spot octopus) is the source of this 2759-nucleotide messenger RNA. Its product is annotated as sorting nexin-29. NCBI's taxonomy places the organism in Eukaryota, Metazoa, Mollusca, Cephalopoda, Octopoda, Octopodidae. Gene Ontology annotation, molecular function: phosphatidylinositol binding. The record is from RefSeq and is a predicted model, not a curated record.